GAAAACGUGAAAAACCUCAACGCGCCACCAUGACUAGCGGCGGAUACAAACCGGUGAACACAGUGCGUCACACAACCACCACCGUCUCCAAACGAAAGCGAUCUUCAAUCUCAGACUCAUCCAAUAUUCACGAGCCACUACACCGACCCCACUCUUCUCUCGCUCCAGGGCCAAACCGUAAACCUAGUAAAUCCUCUCGCCGGCGCCGAAGGAUACGUAAUGAGAGGAUCUCGAGUUCCGUAGAGCGUCAAUGGGUGUUUUCUCCAAGCGAUUCGAGAAACCUUAAAGAUAAACUAGUUUUGGUUUCUUACAACCUACUUGGUGUUGACAAUGCGUCCAACCACAUGGACUUGUAUUACAACAUCCCCUCGCAACACUUAGAUUGGAAUAGACGGAAACAUCUCAUAUGUAAGGAGAUUAGUCGUUAUAACGCAACCAUCUUAUGUCUUCAGGAGGUUGACCGCUUUGAUGAUUUAGAUAGUCUUCUUAAAAACAGGGGAUUUCAAGGUGUUCACAAGCGUCGGACUGGAGAAGCGAGUGAUGGUUGUUCUGUAUUCUGGAAAGAGAAACUAUUUAAACUCCUACACCAUCAAGAAAUAGAGUUUAAUAGAUUUGGUCUGCGAAACAAUGUUGCUCAACUAUGUGUUUUAGAGAUGAACUGUGAGGAUCCAGAAUCUAAAUUACGCGAGCAAUCUUCAGAGCAAACAUCUACAAGUCCUCGGAGGCUAGUGGUUGGGAAUAUACAUGUCCUGUUCAAUCCAAAGCGUGGGGAUAUUAAGCUAGGCCAGGUAAGACUCUUGCUAGAGAGGGCUUACAAGCUAUCACAGGAAUGGGGAAAUAUUCCAGUGGCAAUUGCUGGUGAUCUGAAUAGCACUCCAGAGAGCGCAAUCUAUGAUUUCGUAGCUUCAGCAGAUUUGGAUACACAACUCCAUGACCGCAGGCAAAUCUCUGGUCAGUGUGAGAUUGAAACAAAUCAGAGGUCAUUUAGAAACCAUUAUGCAGUUAGUGCAUCACAAACCAAUGAAUGGAGCCAGGAAGAACUACAGCUUGCAACUGGUGGUCAAACAAGUACUCAUGUCCGACAUCAACUGAAGCUUAACAGCGCAUAUGCUGGCGUUCCUGGUACACAUAGAACGAGAGAUCAAUGCGGUGAACCAUUGGCAACAACAUGUCAUUCGAAGUUCCAAGGAACUGUUGAUUAUAUAUGGCACACCAAGGAACUUGUUCCAUUGAAGGUUCUUGAAACCUUGCCAACUGAUGUUUUGAGAAGAACACGUGGACUACCAAGUGAGAAAUGGGGAAGUGACCAUCUCGCUAUCGCAUGUGAACUUGGAUUUGUCAGUGAGUGACGUUGAGACUACAGGUUUAACGUUAAAAGCCCCCAACGGAGCUACCUGAUUUUGCCAUCCCUUGAAGUUUAUGAUCAUGGAGGCUUGUGAAGUGGAGUUUUCAAAAUCGCUUCGGUUGAAACUGUUACAAAUAAGCACCCACAACAUACUCUUAACUGUUUUUUUUACUAAUAAUAUACGAUUUUGUUGUAAGAUGAUAAGUUUAUGUUUUAAGAUCUUGAUGCAUCUAGAAAUCAUUUCACUUUAAAUUUUGUUUCCAUAGUUUCAUUUUACCUUU
Eruca vesicaria subsp. sativa (arugula) is the source of this 1626-nucleotide messenger RNA. NCBI's taxonomy places the organism in Eukaryota, Viridiplantae, Streptophyta, Magnoliopsida, Brassicales, Brassicaceae. The record is from the annotation of a GenBank genome assembly.